UUUUCCUUGAUAUUCUUUCAUUCUGUCAAUUUACAGACUAAACUUUGGUAGUGUUAAUAGAUACUGGCAGUAUUUAGCUGUACAUUAACAGUCCUCCAUCAGGGAAGGACUGGAGAAGUUAUGUCCUGUUGCAGAUCAGUAGAAUCAUUAUUGGCAACUUAAUUUCAUUGUGGAGACUGUCAGAUGACAAAAGCUCUUUUUUGAUUCUUAUAAUUGAUUAUCUGGAAUCUGAUCUGUUCUGGUUGUGGACCCCCCAAGGUUAAGAUCUAUACCAUCCAGGACUUGCUGAAUGGGCUGUUUUCUUACCAUGUGUCCCUGCCUCUGGAGACUCUUGUUAGUUGGAGCAUAGUUGUUAUUUUAAGGUUUUUAGGUUUUUAUGCUGCCUGUGUACCCUCAGUCAGCAGUCACCAGUUCAGAAUUUCUAAACUUAUCCAGCAAGCCUCUAAUGGCAAACCUUUAAAAGGGGUGGUAGGGGUAAGGGAGGGCUUAAAACAGAAAAAAGAUAGAAGAUUUUUAAAGCUGUUCAGAUCAGAGCAAAACAAAAGGAAAAAAGACUCACAGCCCUGGUGUGCCUGGAAUUUGUGGUUGAGUAAUACUUUUCCUGUUAUUUCUUUUUUAGGUUGUUUUUCAUCAUUCAGAACGUUGCCUGAAGCAGGUCCACCAUGCCGUUAGUAACGAGGAACAUCGAGCCAAGGCACCUGUGCCGUCAGACGUUGCCUAGCGUUAGAAGCGAGCUGGAAUGCAUGACCAACAUCACCCUGGCAAAUGUCAUCCGACAGCUGGGCAGCCUGAGUAAAUAUGCCGAGGACAUUUUUGGAGAGCUCUUCACUCAGGCAAAUACUUUUGCCUCUCGAGUAAGCUCCCUUGCUGAGAGGGUCGACCGCCUACAAGUUAAAGUCACUCAGCUGGAUCCCAAGGAAGAAGAAGUGUCACUACAAGGAAUCAACACCCGAAAGGCCUUCAGAAGCUCUACCGUUCAAGACCAGAAGCUUUUUGACAGAAACUCUCUCCCCAUACCUGUCUUGGAAACAUACAACACCUGUGAUACUCCUCCACCUCUCAACAAUCUGACCCCUUACAGGGACGAUGGGAAAGAGGCACUCAAAUUCUACACAGACCCUUCGUACUUCUUUGAUCUUUGGAAGGAGAAGAUGCUGCAGGACACCAAGGAUAUCAUGAAAGAGAAGAGAAAGCAUAGGAAAGAGAAGAAGGAUAAUCCAAAUCGAGGAAAUGUAAACCCACGUAAAAUCAAGACACGUAAGGAAGAGUGGGAGAAAAUGAAGAUGGGUCAAGAAUUUGUAGAAUCCAAAGAAAAGCUGGGGCCUUCUGGGUAUCCACCCACCUUGGUGUACCAGAAUGGCAGCGUUGGGUCUGUUGAUAACGUGGAUGCAAGCAACUACCCACCACCACCACAGUCAGACUCCACUUCUCCGCCUUCUCCUUCCUUCUCUGAGGACAGCUUGCCUCCCCCACCAGCAGAAUUCAGCUACCCAGCAGACAGUAUCCAAAGAGGGUCUGGCUUAGCUGGGCCCAAAAGAUCCAGUGUGGUCAGCCCAAGCCAUCCACCACCAGCUCCUCCUCUGGGCUCUCCGCCAGGCCCCAAACCUGGGUUUGCUCCACCACCUGCCCCUCCGCCUCCACCUCCGAUGAUGAGCACUCCACCCCCACCACCGCUUGGAGGAUUUGGGUCUCCAGGGACGCCACCACCACCUUCACCCCCAUCUUUCCCACCUCACCCCGAUUUUGCUGCCCCUCCACCUCCUCCCCCACCGCCAGCAGCUGACUACUCACCUCUGCCACCACCUCCCUUGUCCCAACCAGCAGGAGGAGCACCUCCGCCUCCCCCGCCCCCCCCUCCUCCGGGGCCCCCUCCUCCCCCUUUCAGUGGUGCAGAUGGCCAGCCUGCUGCACCUCCACCACUUUCUGACACCACCAAGCCCAAGUCCUCCUUGCCUCCUGUGAGCGAUGCCCGCAGCGACUUGCUUUCAGCCAUCCGUCAAGGCUUUCAGCUGCGCAGGGUUGAGGAGCAGCGGGAACAAGAGAAGCGGGAUGUUGUGGGCAACGACGUGGCCACCAUCUUGUCACGUCGCAUUGCUGUGGAGUACAGCGACUCAGAAGAUGACUCCUCUGAGUUUGAUGAGGACGAGUGGUCGGAUUAACUCUUCUGCCUGCUGCCCGCUUCCUUUUUCUUUCCUUCCUACCUGCCUCCUUUGAUGCCUACCCCGACAGUCCCAAGGGGAAAAAAGGGAGGAAAAAAAGAAUCUCAAGGGGCCAGAGCCUUCCCUGAAGCAACCAAAGAUAUAUCCAAGUGCUUCCUCCAAAUCAACAUGUAUUUCCCAUCUCCCCGAGGUCAGGCCCAUGGGGCUCCUGAGGUUCAGUAGCUGAGAUAUUCCCUCUUCCCUUCAAGUGACUGUUGCAUAUUGAAGAGAAGGGAAAACCCCAAAGCAGAUCCCUUUGAUUGGAUUUAAAUUUGGAGUUGGUGCCUUCCCCUAGAAGCCAUUUUCUGUGGUCUUCUAGAAUCCUUGCCCUCAGCUACUUUGAAUAAUGCCAGCCAUCUUCUGGUCCUAAAGCCUGCCUGGACACAGCUGGCCCCUUUCCCAUGCACUGAGAGGGCGGAGCAGCCGCAUACCCCGUGCCUCCCCCUUCUGCCCUCAUCAGCAGGGUGAGGCUGCCUUUUGCUAAGCCAUCUCUAUGUCUGGAUGCCCUUUAUUCCAGGAGCCAUCCAGCCCCUAAAGAAAUGUCUUACCCCUCUGCUCAGAAACAAUGCCUUUCUGGAGGCAGGGGUGGUUCCCUCCCUCCCAGGGUCCCUCUCCUGAAUGUGGUGUUCCACGUUCCUUAAAUGCCCCUCCCUCACCACCAGGUGCCUCCAAGCACCACAGCCCGGUUCUAACCUCUAAUACUCACGACCAAACUAGCCCUGACACACAGGGAUCUGGGCCUCUUCUGGCUCUCGGGAGCCAAGCUUAGAGACUUGUAACUGCAGGACUGGAAAAAGGUGGAACUGGGUUGAAUGAUGCUGAAGCCUAGAGAUGGGAAGUGACUUGCUCAAGGUCACACAGUUGGAUGAUGACAGAGCUAGACCCCAGAGUUCCUGAUUCCAAGUCACCUGUGCUUUCUGGGACCAAAUGGUGGGCACCUGCUGGAGCCCGGGCAGAGCAGUUCUUGCUCCGUGCUACUUCAGACCUCACCACAGGUGGGGGUCCCAGUAGAAGGGCUCAGGGCCUGUGCCAGGCCUAUCAGUGCUGCUCAGACCCUCAUGGCCUCUCUUGUAAUUGUUUGCUCCCCCUUUCCUAUCACCAGCCAAGCACCUGGCCUUGAGAGCUGCCCUUUUGGGGGACCAGAGGUAGUGAGAGAAGGAAGCGGGUAGGCAGCGUGACAGGUGCUGCUUUCAAUUCCUCUGCAACUCCUCCCCCUUUUAUUUCCCCAGUUUAAGCAUAGGUCCUUCCAACUGUAGAAACUUCAGUCCCUCGGGCUGGCAGCCGCUGCAGGUAGCUGCCCCGGGGCAGGGGGCGCUGGCGGCUGGCGGCCAUGAGGAGGGUCGAAAGGCAGAAGGACUCUGGGUCUUGUUUCCAGCUCCCCUCCUCACUGCACAGUGACGUUCCCUCCCUCACUCCCCCUUUUUCCCAGAGCUAAUACACAGGUGCUAUUAUUCAGAAAAAAACUGGUCAACUUUGGCCAACAGUGAGGUUUCUUCUCUUCUGCCCUAACUAUUGUGUAGCCUCUUGUGCUGAAACUGGCUUCUGGCUUCUCCGGCUUCUCCGGCUUUCCGAGCCCUGAAACAAAGAGAAACAGGAUCUGUCUCUACCCAGCACAGCAAAUGGUUAUAGUAAUUGCCAAAGCCCUCAUCAACCCCUCCGGCUUGAGGAGAGGGUGUAAUCGUGGGUACUGCCGCUGUGCCCUGGCUGAAUCUCCCCCUCAGCCUUCUUGCUGUGAACUUGGGGCGUGGGGACCGAGUCUUUAGAGGCCAGCGUGCCCUCCUGCAGGGGCUGCUCCAGAGUGUGCCCUCCUUCCUCUCCUAGAUCACACAUCUCUGGCACAGGGCUGGCGUCAGGCCCCAGUGCUGAGCGUACCAGACGGUGUGCACCCCCUCCUUGCCUCCCACUGUGCACUCUGGAAGCUGAAGGUGCUUUCUUCAGAACUCUAAAAUGGCUGUCGAAGGUGCCCCCGGCUGCAACCCAGCAGUGACCAAAGUGGCAGGUGGAGGGCAGUGGUUCUCCCAAAUAGGAGUGCUGGGGCCUGGCUAGGCCAGGGUUUGGGCCUAAUGGCUUUGACUAAAUUACCCCCAUCCCCCUCCUUUCCGGAGAAGGGGGAGCCAGCACUACUCACUAUCAUUCUUCUCUGACCUUGAAGGGGGCGGUGUUGGCCUGGCUUCUGGAAUGGACGGAGUCUGCCUUGGAAAGGGCUGGGGGCAGGAGGAGGUGGGGAGGGCCACUGCCUGCAGAAGGUAGGAUUAGAUCAUUAGCUCAGUGACCUCCUAGGGUUUCGAUAUGCUGUGUUCUCAUCCUACAGCUGGUUUGGUAAUGAUCUGAAAGUCCCGGAGAGCAACAGCACAGCUCUGCCCGAUGCUCUCAUUAAAAUCUAUGCAGCCAAGCUCGGCGCUUUGUAGCAGCCGGCCUUGCGAAGCCUCCUCAGCUCGGGGGGCUGGGGACCCAGUCAGCCGAGAGGCCCUCUGGGCUCUACUUAUGCAUAUGUGCACCAAAAAAAAAAAAAAAAAGCUUCUUUAAACACAGAGCCCUUUAAGAUGAUAAAGGACCCUAUGCAGGUAAUUGUGUUAUCUUUGGAAUCCUGUAAUUGUAGAAUGCGAAGUUUAGUGAUUAUUUAAACUGGGCUGAGGCUGGUAAGAGUAUGGAGCAAUGGCCCCUAAGGACUCUAAGGGCUGAAGCCAAGGAGCCGCCUCCCUUCCCUAUUCUGCCCAGCCCAGGGGACCUGCCCCCAUUCCUGUGGCCCAGGGGCCCAGCUUCCUUCCACUCGGCAGUGUCAGAAGUGAGUUGUGACUCUGCCUUGGUUGUGAGAUGAGUACAUUCCAAGGGAGCAGCCACGGGGAGGGGGCAGGCUCAGCGAUCCCUUGGAGGCUCCGAGCAGCUGGCCCGAGCUCCAGCUCGCCUCCAACGGAAGCUCAAGCGCCCUCAGAAAUGACCCUGGCCGGUGUCACCGCAGAGCUGAGGCAGUGUUGUCAGGGCUAAUGUGAAAUCUCUUCGCGUGGCGCCGAUUCUCCGGCUCGGCAGCGCCAUCUCGGACAGAUUGAGGUCUCUGUGGCUUUGGUGACCCUGCGUAAGCAUUCCCACCGUGUCCCAGCUCUGCUUUCAGCCUGCUGCCCACUGCAACCCCCCUCACCUGACCUCAGGGCUUGAGGAGGGGGGCAGUGACCCCAAGGCCAGGGGCUUUUGCUCAGGAGAGAGGUCAGGCUUCCUGGGGGCUUUGAGCUCUACCGGGGUUCAGCCGACCUGGGACCAGGUGUCACCCAGAGAUGUGCCUCAGGAAGGGCUAGGGAACAAUUUUGUUACUGUAUUAACUUUAGUCACUUAACUCACUUGAGAAACUAACCAAUUUUUACUUUCUGUCUAGAAUGAUGUAUGUGUAGGAGAGAGAGCCAUCAUGCUCCUGAAGUGCCUUGUUUUCUCUGAUAUAAAUAUAUUUAUGAGGACCUGUCCAGUGGAUUCUUGGGUGUGUUUGCCACAUCAGGAUUUUAGGGAGUGGGCUUGUUACGUAGUGGGGUUACAGUCUGAAAAUGAGUCCCCUUCCCCUGAAGAUGGGAAUGGAGCUUGAGAUGCAGCUCUGAGCUCUAACCUUCAGGGGUUAAGCCAGACCCCUGACGUGACCCUUUCCUUGUCACCCUAUUCCUCUCAGGUCCUUAGAAGGAGGACUAGUUUUUCAAAGCCCCAUGCCUCCAAGCCUGGUCCUACUUGAGUCCCUGCCAGGCUCGUGUGUGUACCACAUUAGCACCCCAGUGACCUGAAGAUUCUGUGUAAUUGUUUUACGUAUACAUGCGAAUGCAUAAAUGCCAACAUCUUAAAUAAUUUGAUAAAGUCUUUGUAACCAUGCA
Molecule: messenger RNA, 6043 nt
Organism: Globicephala melas (long-finned pilot whale)
Lineage: Eukaryota; Metazoa; Chordata; Mammalia; Artiodactyla; Delphinidae
Gene: WASF2
Product: WASP family member 2
Biological process (GO): actin cytoskeleton organization; positive regulation of Arp2/3 complex-mediated actin nucleation
Cellular component (GO): lamellipodium; cytoskeleton; SCAR complex
Molecular function (GO): actin binding; Arp2/3 complex binding; protein kinase A regulatory subunit binding
Source: RefSeq, a predicted model, not a curated record